CACACACACACACACACACACACACACACACACACAGACGUUAGUGACGCUCACAUUUCCUCCUCACCUGCAAACGUGACGAAAGUGGGUGUUUGUAUCAGUGGGUGUGUGUGUCACGCAUGACACGCGGAUGGGUUGACUCCACUUUCUUGGAAGGCACAAGAAGGGUUUGAUCGUCCCUCGUGCAGGAAGCAUCCAAGUCAGCUGCAAACAGAAGCUGCUCCGAGUGCAUGUUGACGACUCACGUCAGACACACGGCGAAGGCUGCACGCAAUAACCGGCCGGAAAACACUCGAGCCCACUGGACCCCCUUCCAUCGCUUCCAGUUUUUGCUCCACUGAGCAGGUGUUUCGGGACAUUUUUCAGCUCUCUUCACUAGACUCCUGAUUUUAUCUGACUUUAAACUUCACGCUCAACGUCUUCAAGAGAAAUGGACAACAGCCCUGGUGGUGGAGGUGGGGGCGUCAUCCUGUAUGCUGGCUCCUCGGGAAGCUCCAGCCCCAGCCCCGGGAGCCCCUCCAGUGGCUACCAGACACAGUCACCUUCCUCACACUCGCAGCCAUCAUCGCCAGAGGAAGUCACCUUCACAGAGAUCGGGGCACUGAAAGAGAGCCCGGCUGGGUCCACCACUCCAACCUCAAAACUCGUGUUCCAGUUCCCCGAGGUCCAUCGCGGCACUCCCACAGCAGCUCCGCAGCAGCAUACCUACUACGCACAUCCAAUUGCUGCAAAAAGGCCGUGCGGUUUCCAUGGAACUUUCACUAAAAAUGGUGGGAUGGUCCUACUCUGUAAGGUCUGUGGGGACAUUGCGUCUGGCUUCCACUAUGGUGUCCAUGCAUGUGAAGGAUGCAAGGGUUUUUUCCGCCGCAGCAUCCAGCAGAACAUCAAUUACAAGAUGUGCGUGAAGAAUGAGAACUGCCUGAUCAUGCGCAUGAACCGCAAUCGGUGCCAGCACUGUCGCUUCAAGAAGUGCCUGUCUGUUGGCAUGUCACGAGAUGCCGUGCGUUUUGGCCGCAUCCCUAAAAGAGAGAAGCAACGACUUCUGGAUGAGAUGCAGAGCUAUAUGAACAGCCUAAAUGAGUCGGCUGCCAUGGACAUGAACUCAUCAUCCAUGAAAGAGUCCCCCACUAGCCAAGAAGACAGUAGCUCAAAGGAGGCCAUCGGGGCAAUCUCCAGAGCCUACCAGGACAUCUUCAGUGGCAGCAGAGAGGAGAGGACAGCCAAGAGGGCUAAAACCACCACCACCGACGACGCCUCUCAAGAUUGCAAUUUCCAGCCGACUUCAGGCCAAGCCAACUCAGGCCAGACUUGCCGGCCUUGCCUAGUUGUCCCUGAUGACCACCAACUUACUUUUCAUGCCAUGGACAACAAUCGUUACGCAUAUGUGGUGCGUGGACAGGCAAGCCAAAAUCAUCAGCCAAGUUUGGACACGCCUCAAAGAGGCGCUGCCAAUUAUUCAUGCAAGCCAGGUCACGCCACAAAUCAGCCCUCCUGCCCAUGGAAGUUGGCUCCGGGAGCUAAAGUGUUGGCCUGUCCCCUGAACGCAUGCCCUGUCUCUGGGCCCGAGCGCAGUAGUCAGGACAUUUGGGAGUCCUUUUCUCAGUGUUUCACUCCCGCUGUCAAGGAGGUGGUCGAAUUCGCCAAGGGCAUUCCAGGAUUUCAAGAGCUGAGCCAGCAGGACCAAGUCAUGCUGCUUAAGUCAGGCACCUUCCAGGUUUUGAUGGUGAGGUUCUGCACCUUGUUCAAUGCCGCAGAGCACACAGUGACCUUCCUGAAUGGUCAAACGUACCCCUUGUCCACCCUGCGUGCUUUGGGCAUGGGCUCCCUUCUCGACGCCAUGUUUGACUUCAGUGAGAGGCUAGGCGCCAUGGGCUUAGAGCCCGACGAAAUGGCCCUCUUCAUGGCUGUGGUCUUGGUCUCAGCAGAUCGUUCGGGCAUCUCAGAUGUGCUGGCUGUUGAGCAGCUCCAGGAGGGUCUCAUCCAUGCCCUGCGGUCGCUGAUCGGUCGGCGGCAUCCGGACGACACCUCGCUCUUUUCCAAAGUCCUCCUGCGACUUCCAGACCUGCGCACCCUCAGCAAUUUACACUCCGACAAACUUUUGGCUUUUCGCAUUGACCCUUGAGCCAACAACCUGCACAACAGAAAAACACAUCCCGCAUUCACACAUACUUUACUUUCCGAGGAUGGAACUUUCUUUGUAACGUACCAAAAAGGAAUGGUGCAAGUGUUGUUGUUGUUCUGUUUUUUGAAUGAAAAGAGUAGCAUUUUUUUAUCCAGUGCCCAUCCUGUUUUGGGAUAAAUAAAUAUGCUCACACAAAGUUAUGUGUGCACACAAAGCACAACACCUCUUUAGAGUAAGAAAAAAUCGAGUGUUCGUGUAAGUCAUUGUGCAAAGUUGACAAUACUCUGUUGAACAAAUCAUUUUGAGGCUUGGUAUUUAUAGCCAGCUUAGUUAAGCAUAACCCAGGCCAUCUCUGAACAGGCAACUAUCAUAGAUCCAUGUUCUUAGGGACCAUUUGUGAUGACAUGUUAUGAGUCCAUUUGUUUUGAAGAGAAAGGAAAUGUGUAUGUAAAUACAGAACAAAAGCUGAAAUAUAGUGUAUCACUGUUUCACCAUCCACAGAAAUGCUGGAAUGAGACCAUCCAUACAGUUUUGCGUCACCUGCACACAACGUUGUUUUAUGACAAUAUAUUAAAACUAUAUAAAGGCAUUUGAAAUUAUUCCACCAAAAAACAUUGUGUUUGCAUUGACAUCAGAAUGCAAAAUGACUUGUGGAAGGUCUCUGUGCAUGUUUUGUAGUUUUAUUGUUCCUUUUUCUUGCUGUAUAUACAGUAUGAUGUUUGUACAAAUGCGACUGAACAAAUAGAAUGGGUGGGUCC
Molecule: messenger RNA, 2880 nt
Organism: Hippocampus comes (tiger tail seahorse)
Lineage: Eukaryota; Metazoa; Chordata; Actinopteri; Syngnathiformes; Syngnathidae
Gene: nr1d4a
Product: nuclear receptor subfamily 1, group D, member 4a
Exons: 8
Coding region: 431-2122 (563 amino acids)
Biological process (GO): positive regulation of transcription by RNA polymerase II; hormone-mediated signaling pathway; negative regulation of transcription by RNA polymerase II
Molecular function (GO): RNA polymerase II cis-regulatory region sequence-specific DNA binding; nuclear receptor activity; zinc ion binding
Source: RefSeq, a predicted model, not a curated record